Metarhizium robertsii ARSEF 23 is the source of this 633-nucleotide messenger RNA. RefSeq names its product DNA replication complex GINS protein sld5. Gene Ontology annotation, biological process: DNA-templated DNA replication; double-strand break repair via break-induced replication. The coding region runs from base 1 to 633 and encodes 210 amino acids. The record is from RefSeq and is a predicted model, not a curated record. The transcript has 3 exons. Lineage: Eukaryota; Fungi; Ascomycota; Sordariomycetes; Hypocreales; Clavicipitaceae. Gene Ontology annotation, cellular component: GINS complex.
AUGGAUAUCGACGACAUCCUGCGUGAAGUCGACCCCGCCACCGACUCCAUCCCCUCCGGCACACGCGAUCUACAAGCCCUGACGCGUCGAUGGGUAGCAGAGCGCUCAGCGCCCGAGCUGUUAGACUGGCCGUCCGACGGGCUCUUCGAACGAGUCAACGACCGCAUCAAGGCGCAGAUUGAAAAGGUCGAAGACAUGACGGGCGACAUGGACCCCAAGGCCAACUUUUCCCUCAUUGUACUGCAAACAGAGCUGGAGCGGUGGAAAUUCCUCAUUGACAAGCACACCCUCCAUUACCUCUCUACCCAAGAGCUCCGGGACAGGCUAUCCCCCACGGAACUGGCCUACGCAACGAGACACCAGGCCCUCCUGCACAAUCACUACCUGUCCUCUUUUCUAGGCAGUUUUCCACAGCAGCUGCAGAACUUGAACGACACGGCGGGGAAUAUCAGCAUGAUUGAUGCGCCGGAUCUGGACACGGCCGUCUUCAUCCGCAUGCUGAGGAGCGCCGACGUUCACGGGAGCGGGACGGAUGCCGACGUCACGCUGCCGGCGGAGGAGGGUGAUGUCUUGAUUCUGAGGUGGUCCAGCGCGAGGGCGUUGGUGCAGGACGGGGAUGCGGAGCUUGUGUGA